This is a messenger RNA of Anopheles funestus (African malaria mosquito), 1892 nucleotides long. RefSeq names its product calcium-independent phospholipase A2-gamma-like. Gene Ontology annotation, biological process: arachidonate metabolic process. The transcript is spliced from 5 exons. The coding region runs from base 107 to 1510 and encodes 467 amino acids. Lineage: Eukaryota; Metazoa; Arthropoda; Insecta; Diptera; Culicidae. Gene Ontology annotation, cellular component: membrane. The record is from RefSeq and is a predicted model, not a curated record.
UAUUUUCUUCGUUCCGAUGUAAACAACACGGUUGACGUUUAAGUUACACAAUUCGGUCUAACUUUGUGCAAAGAAUGUAUCGUGAAUUUUGAUAUCAAGGAAAGUAAUGUCCAGCUGGAGGACUAUUGGUAUCCGUUCGCCAAUUCUUACCAGCACAAAGGUAUCGCGAACAAUACCACAACAAUGGGCCCUUCAUCGGCAGCAAAAUCGAAAAAAUCAAUCACAAACUCGACAUGCCCUGCUGGACUUGCGCCGCAAGGCCAUACCAGUUGAUCGGCAACGGCAGGUACUGUAUGAGCUGGUGGAAAAGUUCGAAAAGUUUCCACAAGAGAAAGCGUUCGCGAUAGAGGAGGGUGCCAUCGAGCUGCUGAAAGAACUGAAACACUCGACCGAUCCGGCAAUAACGCAGCAUGCGAAGCUCGGUCUAGCGCUGCUUGGGUACGUUCCGGGUCUUCCUAGCGAAGGAAUUCGCAUCCUGAGCAUCGAUGGUGGUGGCAUCCGGGGUAUAAUUGUAAUGGAACUGCUGCGCAAACUGGAACGACUCACGAACCGUAGAAUAUUCGAUCUGUUCGAUCUGGUGUGUGGCGUUUCGACCGGAGCAAUAUUGGUGUGUGCGUUGGCCUCCGAAAAAGGACUCACACUAGCGGAAGGCAUUCACCUGUACAAAAAGAUAGCCUACAAGAUCUUCCAUCGUCCAUCAACGUUGGACAAGCUUUCAGGCGCUUCGCGCUUGUUUUCGUCUCAUGCUUACUACGACAUCGAACUGUGGGAAUCUCUACUCAAACGACAUGUCGGUUAUCGUCGUAUCAUCGACACGGUGAUGCUUCCAAAUGUACCGAAGUUCUGCUGUGUUUCAACCACGGUGUGCGAUGAGCACAUUGAUGCACAUGUUUUUCGAAACUACACAUUGCCACAGAACGUGCAAUCGGUCUACGCCGGCUCACACACGGCACGUCUGUGGGAAGUAGUGCGAGCUUCAUCGGCUGCCCCAGCCUACUUCGGAGAUUUUCCGCUUAACGGCCAGCUGCAUCAGGACGGUGGCAUACUGUACAAUAAUCCCACGACCGUGGCCAUCCACGAAGCCAAAUGUCUUUGGCCGAACGAACGGAUCCAGUGUGUGGUAUCGUUCGGUACGGGACGCACACGUGGCAAAUCGAACGAUGGACAAAAAAUCAUCAGUCCAAAAAUGCUCGAACAAGCCUCACUGUCCAGCUCGUGGAAGACCAAGUUCUUGCGCAUCCUCGAUUCGGCCACUGACACGGAGGCAGCCCACACAGUGCUGAGCGAUUUGUUACCACCGGGUCACUAUUUUCGCUUCAAUCCGUACCUCACGGAAUUCCUGUCGAUGGUUGAAGUGCGGCCAGAAAAGAUUGCCCAGCUGGAAAAGGAUACGGCAAUGUACUAUGCGCGCAAUGAGGACAAGUUCGAACAGGUGGCCGAUCUGCUGACAAGUAAACGAUCAAUCGCACGCAAAGCAUACGACGUUGCGCGACACGUUUUCCAUCGCUAGAGCUUAAGCCGAUCUGCGGAAAGUGUGCAAACUAUUGGAUUCCAAAGAUUAUUUAGUAUUCGAUUCUGAAAUGACAAAAGUGAGAAAAGCUGUUGUUAAGAAGUGGCAUCACGUUAAAGGAAUUAUUUAUCUUCUAUAUAUUUGUUUCCCAUGGACCAUAGGUGUACCAACGAUCAUACCUCAGACGAAGGCGAACAAUUCAGGUUUUAUUUCGGUAUUAUACACAUAUUAGUAUUACAUGUCUUAAUUUUGUGUUUAACGUGCAUAUGCUUUGAUACUGUUUUUUUCAAUCCGUUGUAGCAUUAUCAUGUAUGGUGUGAAUAUGUUUAUGUUUAUGUUUGUAACCUCUCAAAUAAAGUUUUGAACGCUUGAUGAUCCUUAA